Messenger RNA from Ascochyta rabiei, 1374 nucleotides. RefSeq lists its product as uncharacterized. Lineage: Eukaryota; Fungi; Ascomycota; Dothideomycetes; Pleosporales; Didymellaceae. The record is from RefSeq and is a predicted model, not a curated record. Bases 1 to 1374 code for a protein of 457 amino acids. The transcript has a single exon.
AUGUAUAGACUGGAAUUUCACUUUUCACACUCUUGGGAAGGGUUCGGACGGCACAGGUUGCGCGGCAUGCUUUUCACUCACUCACCUUUCCGUGCUCCACGAGAUCAUCUAAGGCCACUUCAGCUAACAAAAGCACCCAUAAAAAGCACACCACUGACUGAGCUUGACGUCGAUAUCGUGCAAAACACAUCUUCCGCCCCGAAAAGUAUCACUUUGUCGACCAUGGCUACUUCUCGCAAACCUAGCCCGGACAAGUCCUCCAAAUACGCCGUCGCAGCCUCUAGAGGCUUUAGCUACUACCUCCCCAAGCCAGCCCAACAAGAUCUCCUGAAAGCCCUCAGGCAGCUUCCAUCUCCAACACAGUCCAUUUACGAUGAACACUACCGCGAUCUCAUGUGUGCGAAAGCAUGUGCGCCGGAGUCUGCAACGGCCAUGGCGAAGUUCGUGACAGAGAGCUUUCCAAUGAUUGCGAAGCAGCACAACGCAUUUUUCAGGAAGAUGAAUGAAGAGAUAGACAGCAACGAACACGAGGGGUAUGUGCCAGUUAUUUUUCCGAACGUGCAUAAACCGGAGGCUCGGCUUGAGGAGGGGAAUGCAAGAAAGACUGGUAGAAGCGCGAAGCGAAAGCAGACUACUGCUUCAGUCACAAAGCCAGCGCUUCGUGGAGACACACUCAACAAGAAGGCAAAGAUCAAGACAAUUGCCCAGCUAACUACAAGUCUUGGGCCGGGGCCCGAUUUACUAUCUUCUCCUUCACCAACUCACGGUCCAGACGCUGACGCCCCUUUGUCCUCUCAAUCUCAAUCAAACGAGACCGAACCUUUGAUCGACACUACAAAGCACCAAGAUCCAGCUCCUCUCACCCCCGACUCCAACCACAGCAUCAACCUCAAACACGCCACAUCCCCAGCCCAUCUCGAUGCGCAACCUCAUCCCACCUCUCCGCCAUCAAACACACCACCCAGCCCAAACCUCAGCACCCCAGCCCCCACAUCCACGACGUCAGAACACGGCCUCCAGAGCGCCCACGCCCAAGAAUCCAGCCCCCGCAGCGAAGAAACAAGCCCUCGAGAUCCCGCAGCUCGCGAUACAACAACAACACCACCACAACCACCACUUCGCACCACAACCGAAGACCCGAAUCCCACGCUAACAGCGCGAGAGCACUGCAUCCCACCUCCCCCAAACCCCCUCGCCGACGCGGCUACCGCAUCCUUCACGUCCCUCUCGGAAGAGCACUCGCGGCGGGUGGCUGGACGGGGGCGGGCGGGUGUUUACUACGACGACGUCGACAUGGAAGGUGGUCGUGGUCGUGGUCAUGGGGAAGUGUCUGCGGCGCUGUUUCGGGGCGAUUACUGGGGGGGAAGGAGAUGA